AUGACUUCCCUAAUGCCGAACAACCUCUACAUCGCCCUCUAUAUUCGUACGGAUCCUCCACAACCCAACAACUUCCACUGGACCCUCUACCACCACCACUACCAUCAUGACAGUGCAUCCCCCGCCACCGGCACAAAAUACCACAUCAUCAACGAAAGCACGGGCUGGAUAGCCACGCACGGUCGCGAAUCCUGCAUCCUCAAGACCUUCCUUCUAUUCGGUCUUGUACGCAUUGCCAGCGUCCCAUGGGACGCAACAGACGCGAUAGACCGGUCGAUCCGCAUGUACGACAGCCAGCUGAACGCGAUGGGAGUCACAUGUCGGACAUGGCUGUUUCGCGUGCUGCGAGAUCUCCAGGAGGACGAGCACGCUCUUCAGGGAGUGGACCUGGAAGCGUUGGAGGAGGAACUGACGCAGUGGGGAUAUGGGUUUGCAGAUGAGGCGUGUCGGAAUGUCGUCGACCCCCAAUCCGCCGUCCUCUCCAACAUCGAAGUCUUAGCAUAUAUCACUGCAAACCCACCACGACGUCCUCCCAAUCCGCCACCGAAUUCACGGAACUGGGUACCGAGUCCUGAUCUGCGCGAUCAUAAUACCGUGGUAAAGGAAACACAACGACCCGCUCCGCUGGACCAGAGCGCGCCGAUAGACGAUGCACUCCGGGAAUUGAUUCAGCGAUUACAGCCGUUUGGGCUGACGAAGGGUGAGGUGCUCAUGAUUAUCAAUCUUGGUGUAGGGCUGCAUGGUUCUUCAAUGGGAGAAGACGGAGGAGAAGAAGGCGGGGAACAGUUGGAAGAAGCGGAAGGGGUAGGAGAACAGGACGGAGAAAUGCCGAAUGGAGUGGAUGAGAUGCAGGUUGAUGCGCAGGGAGAAGAAGAGGGCGUGGGGGCAGAGGAAGCAGCGGGGGAAUUGUCGGAGGAUGAUUACGGUGCGUUGGCGCUGCUGGAUACGGUGAUUGAGGAGCGAGAGGAGAGAUUGAGUAAUGAGGAUGUGGGCAUGGUUUUGACGAUUAUUCGGGAAACAUUGGGGCCGAAAGGGGAGAAUAGACCGGUAGAUGGGGCUGGAUAG
This is a messenger RNA of Aspergillus tanneri, 1065 nucleotides long. RefSeq lists its product as uncharacterized. Gene Ontology annotation, cellular component: RNA polymerase III complex. Gene Ontology annotation, biological process: transcription initiation at RNA polymerase III promoter. The transcript is spliced from 3 exons. The coding region runs from base 1 to 1065 and encodes 354 amino acids. NCBI's taxonomy places the organism in Eukaryota, Fungi, Ascomycota, Eurotiomycetes, Eurotiales, Aspergillaceae. The record is from RefSeq and is a predicted model, not a curated record.